GCAUCGCUCGACCUUUGAAUGAAACUAGUGCUCACGGAUAUAGCAUAUGUUCACAGCAGACCAUAAACAAACAUGGCAUGGCAAGGGGUUCUGAGGGCUUGCCUGACCAAGAAGGCAUGCAUCAGACAUGUGUCGUCAGAUUCGAUACGAAAUGGAUUGGCAGGCAUGAUGGGACGAACGCCGUUAAUCCGUCUGAAUAAACUAAGCGACGAGACAGGAUGCGAGAUUCUUGCCAAGGCUGAAUUUUGUAACGGAGGUGGUUCGGUGAAAGACCGGGCUGCCUUCUUCCUGAUUAAGGAUGCCGAGGAAAGAGGAUUAUUGCGGCCAGGGGGCACAGUGGUUGAAGGAACGGCUGGAAAUACUGGGAUCGGUCUUGCCCACAUGUGUCUGGCCCUUGGAUAUAAGUGUGUCAUCUACAUGCCAAAUAACCAGUCGCAAGAGAAAAUAGAAAUACUGAAAACUUUAGGUGCCGAAGUCCGCGCCGUCCCCGUCGUAGCCUGGACCGAACCGGACAACUAUAACCACCAAGCAAGGAGGUUUGCAGAGAGUAUAGAAAACGCUGUCUGGACGAAUCAGUUUGACAACACAGCCAACAAAAGGGCCCACAUGGAAACAACAGGCCCUGAGAUCUGGCAAGAGACGAAAGGUCGGGUCGACGCAGUUGUUUUCGGAACGGGAACAGGAGGAACAUUGGCAGGGGUGUCGACCUUCCUGAAAGAUAAGAAUCACAAGAUACAGUCCUAUCUUGCAGAUCCCCAAGGCAGCGUCCUUUACAACUGGAUCAAGCAUGGCAAGCUGGAGAGGACUGAAGGAAGUUCAAUUACAGAAGGCAUAGGUCAAGGUCGUGUAACGAAGAAUCUCGAGGGUGCCCCGAUUGAUGAUGCCUUCGCAAUACUGGACACUGAUGCUGUUGCUAUGACAUUCAGGUUACUGCAUGAAGAAGGGUUCUUUGUUGGGGCCUCCACAGGGCUGAAUGUUGUAGGGGCUGUCAAAGCAGCUGAACUCAUGGGCCCAGGGCAUACCAUUGUGACCUGCCUGUGUGAUACUGGACAUAAAUACUACAACAAACUUUUUAGCCGGAAGGUUUUGGAAGAAAAGGGUCUGUUGGAUUGCAUCCCAGAACAGUACAGGACCUCUUUGCAUUAAACAUUUUUGUUAAAUAGAAUAAUAACUAUUUUUAACAUGAUUAAAAUUAUGAAAGAACAGAGUAACUGAUUCUUUGAUAACAUCAGUAUUCUAACAGGAUGGCCAGUUACCCCAUGUUGAUACAUGCAUAUCAAAUUCACCAAAUAGUAGAACCUCAUAAAAUAAUUUGCAAGGUUCUUUCAGAUGUAUGCCAAUUGUUACAAUAUACAAUUUGUCUUUUUAUUAUGUUGAAAUAUGCUUCAGUAUAUUCAAGCAGUCAUAUUCUUAUUGUUAUUAUACAGAUUCAUAUUUUACAGUAUAAUAAAAAAAAAGUUUUUCAGCAA
This is a messenger RNA of Haliotis rubra (blacklip abalone), 1469 nucleotides long. Its product is annotated as cysteine synthase 1-like. Gene Ontology annotation, molecular function: cysteine synthase activity. The transcript has a single exon. Lineage: Eukaryota; Metazoa; Mollusca; Gastropoda; Lepetellida; Haliotidae. Gene Ontology annotation, cellular component: cytoplasm. Bases 73 to 1146 code for a protein of 357 amino acids. The record is from RefSeq and is a predicted model, not a curated record.